This is a messenger RNA of Cannabis sativa, 867 nucleotides long. RefSeq lists its product as uncharacterized. Lineage: Eukaryota; Viridiplantae; Streptophyta; Magnoliopsida; Rosales; Cannabaceae. The record is from RefSeq and is a predicted model, not a curated record. The coding region runs from base 1 to 867 and encodes 288 amino acids. The transcript has a single exon.
AUGGACUCACUUUCAAAUGAUAUACAUUCAUCUCUUUCUCUUACUGAUGAGGAAAGAUCUGUGUUUUGUAUACCUGAAUAUAACCCUCCCCUACCCGAUCAUUCCACCCAGCCCAUCCUCUUAGCCAAGGUUCUCACUCACCAGAAUGUGUAUAAGCAAGCCUUUAUCGACCAAAUGUCGGGACAUUGGCAAGGCUGUUACCGUGUUGUAAUCACUGAAUAUCAGGAAGGAGAUGGCCUAUUUCAUAUAAAGUUUGGUUGUGAAGGCAAUAAAAGACGGGUUCUCACCAAAGAGCCUUGGCACUUUCAGAAUCAUCUCAUUGUUCUCCGCACGCCAGAUGCUCUGCAAAAUGUCUCAAAGGAUGAUUUAGUUUUCACACCCUUCUGGGUACAAAUCUAUCGGCUGCCAUUCUUAAGCAAGUCUAAAUUGCUUGCUGAAGCACUUGGCAAUAUCAUUGGUGAGUUUCUUGAAGUAUUUGAUGAUUCCACCAAUGAAGGGUGGGGUCAUUUCUUACGAGUUCGUGUUAAUCUUUGCACGAACAAACCAUUAUUGAGAGGCCAAAUGAUUCGGGUGCCAAGGAUUAAAGAUGAGUUUCGGGUCGACUUCCGCUACGAAAGGCUUCCGGAAUUCUGUUUUGAAUGUGGCCGGUUGGGACAUCCUUUUGAGCGCUGUGUUGCUUUUAUAGAACGUAUGGACAGCGGCAAUGAUGACGAUUUUCAAUAUGGACCAUGGAUGAAAGGUGCUAAACUCCCUACUCACAACUAUGACCGAUAUCUGACAGAUUUUGCAAAAGGCAAUGCUUGGCCACUAAUUACCCGUUUGGCUCGAACUACACUUACUUCCACUUUACCAUCUCUGAAAAACUGA